UGUCAGGAGGAGACGCCAGUUUGUGUCCCAGCUCCCUCGCCAAUGGCGAAUCACGACGCCCUAAUUCCAAAGCAGAAGAGCAAGGAGAAGCCCACGCACCUUCAUUGUACACAAACGGAAACAGGGUUAACACAUGCAUCAUGCGCUCAUUGCAUUGCUAAAAGCCUAGAACAGUGCUUUAAAUCGAAGAAUUAAUUCGCAGCAGCGGCGAAAAAGCAGCCGAAACUGUCAUGGCCGCGAGAGAAGAGAAGAGGACGGAGGACGACUUGCAGCAGGGUCACAGGAAACGCAGCUGCACGCCAACAACCCAUGUCUUUUUUCUUCAGCCUCUGUCUCAUCUGCUUUUUCAUCUUCUUCCAGUCAAUGCCUGAGCAGCGAUGAGCGCGCUUGUUCUGUUCGAGUAGAAUUUGGGUUCCCCUCCGCAAGGGAGAAUGUUAAAGAUGAGAUUUUUUUUCCUUCUCAGUUGGGGAAUGCUCUUGUCUCGGUUAGCAUUCGUCUGUUUUUUUGUUGCUUUGCUUGCCUGCUCGUUUCAAACAACCUCGUCGCCGGCUUCUUGUUUCGAGCUUGUGCGAUCUCUAGUUCUGCUUCUUCUCUGUGUGGCUUCGUUUUGCGUCCGAAUCAGUGGUAAAAAUUCAAUCUUGGGGAACCUCUGUUGUUCUUUUCCGCGUCCUCGCAGUUGUUUUGGUGGUUUCUCCAUGGACGGCCAGAGCCCUAGCAAAACCCUCAUCUUCCUCGCCUUGUUCGCCAUCCAAGCUUUCUCGCAGAUCGGGCCCUCCGAGCCCUUCCUUUCGGCGUCGCCGGCGCCUUCUCCGCUUGGCCAGACGCCCCAAUUCGCCCUCAAUGUCCGCCUUCGCCGGAUGAUCCUCGGCGCCCUCUUCGGCUCCGUCACCGGCUUCCUCGCCUCCCUCCUCUUCCUCCUCUCCGUCCGCCUCCUCCUCCUCUGCGCCUGCCGCGCGCCCGUUCUCCAAGGCCCCGUCGUCUUCUCGCCCGCCAUCUCCCCCAAAACCCUCAAGUCCGCCCUCUCCACCGAUGCCCAAUUGAUCCCCAACGGGAAGUACCGCCGCCUUAUCCUCGACGACGCCGGGCUCGCCGUGGCCACCAAGAGGCUUGAGCUGGGCGCCCACGCGGGCCCGCCGGGGAACUCCGACUCCCUCAAGCGCCGAGUGCAGCGCGAGCUCGAACUGCUCGCGAGGGUGAAGCACCGGAACGUGAUGAGCCUGAUGGCUUACAUCUGCGAGCAAGAGCACGUCUGGGUGGUCUACGACCUCAUUGCCGGAGGAAGCCUGGAGGAAGCACUGGUGCGGGUGCGCGCGCAGCAGCUGAAGCUUGGCUGGGACGCCAGGCAUCGGAUCGCGGUCGGCGUGGCGAAGGGGCUGAGGCACCUCCACUUCGAGUGCUCCCACAGGAUUCUGCACCAUGGCUUGAAACCAUCGAAUGUGAUGCUCGAGGAAGGAUUUGAGCCAAGACUAGCAGAUUUUGGACUGCCGACGCUCGUAAGCUCCCGGACGGAUGCACCAAGCACUGCUCACUACGCCGCCCCUGAAUCUUUCCAAAGUCGCAGGUACACAGACAAAAGUGACAUUUAUAGCUUCGGAAUGAUCCUCGGCGUGCUCCUCACCGGAAAAGAUCCGUCCGAUCCGUUCUUCGCCGGAGACACGGGGCGAGGCAGCUUGGGCAGAUGGAUCAGGCACCUGCAGCAAGCUGGAGAUGCGCGAGAUGCCUUGGACAAGGCUUUGUUAGGCGAAGAGCUGGAGGAGGAAGAAAUGCUGAUGGCAAUCAGAAUUGCCAUUGUCUGCAUGUCAGAUUUGCCGGCCGACCGACCGUCGAGCGAUGAGCUGGUGGCGAUGCUUACCCAACUACAUAGCUUCUGAAAUCGCCCUAUCCACAGUGAUAGCGAUGAUCCAGAACCUCUGAAUUCCAGCACUGGACAUUUGUUCUUCUUUAGCUCCUCCUGUAUACAAUCUAAAUGCAUUGCCGAUGAUCGGAGCUUUGUUUGGUGCUUGGCAUUGUAGGGAUGCAGAAUGCUUGUGUUCUAUCAUAUCAUUCGGUCGAUCCACUCUUA
This is a messenger RNA of Zingiber officinale, 2062 nucleotides long. Its product is annotated as inactive leucine-rich repeat receptor-like protein kinase CORYNE. The transcript has a single exon. Bases 432 to 1871 code for a protein of 479 amino acids. The record is from RefSeq and is a predicted model, not a curated record. Gene Ontology annotation, molecular function: ATP binding; protein kinase activity. Lineage: Eukaryota; Viridiplantae; Streptophyta; Magnoliopsida; Zingiberales; Zingiberaceae. Gene Ontology annotation, biological process: protein phosphorylation.